GGGUGCGUCGAGCUCGCCGCGGACCCAAGAUGGCGGCGUGUGGACGUGUCCGGAGGAUGUUCCGCUGGUCGGCGGCGCUGCAGCUGCUGCUCCUGCUCCUCGCCGCGGCCGGGGCCCGGAAACUCCAAGACCAAGGCCCGGGCCUGGCGGGAAACCAUGUGUCCUUCGGAGGGCCCGGGGGAGGCGACGGGCCGGCGGCUCAGCAGCUGCUCCACGUCCCCCAGUCCUCGCAGCAGCAGCAGCAGCAGCAGCAGCAGCAGCAGCUCCAGCAGCAACCACAGCAGCAGCAGCAGCAGCAACAGCAACAGCAGCAGGCGCUCCAGCAGCAGCAGCAACUGGGUCCUCAAGCGCCCCAGCCGCCUUUCCCGGCGGGUGGGCCCGUGGGCCGGCGGGGCGCAGCGGGGGCCGGCGGGGGCUGGAAGCUGGCGGAGGAAGAGUUCUGCAGGGAGGACGUGACCCGCGUGUGUCCCCGGCACACCUGGAGCAACAACCUGGCGGUGCUCGAGUGUCUGCAGGACGUGCGGGAGCCUGAAAAUGAAAUUUCUUCAGACUGCAAUCAUUUGUUGUGGAAUUAUAAGCUGAACCUAACUACAGAUCCCAAAUUUGAAUCUGUGGCCAGAGAGGUUUGCAAAUCUACUAUAUCAGAGAUUAAAGAAUGUAGCGAUGAGCCCUUUGGAAAAGGUUAUUUGGUAUCCUGCUUGGUGGAUCACCGAGGCAACAUCACGGAGUACCAGUGUCACCAGUAUAUCACCAAGAUGACCGCUAUUAUCUUCAGUGACUACCGUCUCAUCUGCGGCUUUAUGGACAACUGCAAAAACGACAUCAACAUUCUGAAAUGUGGCAGCAUUCGGCUGGGAGAAAAGGAUGCACAUUCACAGGGUGAGGUGGUCUCCUGCUUAGAAAAAGGCCUGGUGAAGGAAGCAGAAGAAAGAGACCCCAAGAUUCAAGUCUCUGAGCUGUGCAAGAAGGCCAUUCUGCGAGUGGCCGAGCUGUCCUCUGACGACUUCCACUUAGACCGGCAUUUGUAUUUUGCGUGCCGGGAUGAUCGAGAACGUUUCUGUGAAAAUACACAAGCUGGUGAAGGCAGAGUCUAUAAGUGCCUGUUUAAUCAUAAAUUUGAAGAAUCCAUGAGUGAAAAGUGUCGAGAAGCGCUGACAACCCGACAGAAGCUGAUCGCCCAGGACUAUAAAGUCAGCUACUCGCUGGCCAAGUCCUGUAAGAGCGACUUGAAGAAGUACCGAUGCAAUGUGGAGAAUCUCCCUCGGUCUCGAGAAGCCAGGCUGUCCUACCUUCUCAUGUGCCUGGAGUCAGCUGUGCACAGAGGGCGCCAGGUGAGCAGCGAAUGCCAGGGGGAGAUGCUAGAUUACCGGCGCAUGCUGAUGGAGGACUUUUCUCUGAGCCCCGAGAUCAUCCUGAGCUGCCGGGCAGAGAUUGAACACCACUGCUCGGGGUUACACCGGAAAGGCCGAACCCUGCACUGUCUGAUGAAAGUAGUUCGGGGAGAGAAGGGGAACCUUGGGGUCAACUGCCAGCAAGCGCUGCAAACACUGAUUCAGGAGACAGACCCUGGUGCUGAUUACCGCAUUGACAGAGCUUUGAAUGAAGCAUGCGAAUCUGUGAUUCAGACAGCCUGUAAGCACAUCCGAUCAGGAGACCCAAUGAUCCUCUCCUGCCUUAUGGAGCAUCUCUACACCGAGAAGAUGGUGGAAGACUGUGAGCACCGUCUCUUAGAAUUGCAGUACUUCAUCUCCCGGGACUGGAAGCUGGACCCUGUCUUAUACCGCAAGUGCCAGGGAGAUGCAUCUCGGCUCUGCCACACCCACGGUUGGAACGAAACCAGCGAGCUGAUGCCCCCCGGAACCGUGUUCUCUUGCCUGUACAGACAUGCCUACCGCACCGAGGAGCAGGGGAGGCGGUUGUCCCGGGAGUGCCGAGCUGAAGUCCAGAGGAUCCUGCACCAACGUGCCAUGGAUGUCAAACUGGAUCCUUCCCUCCAGGAUAAGUGCCUGAUCGAUCUUGGCAAAUGGUGCAGUGAGAAAACAGAAACUGGACAGGAGCUUGAGUGCCUCCAGGAUCACCUCGACGACUUGGCUGUUGAGUGCAGAGACAUCGUGGGCAACCUCACUGAGUUGGAGUCUGAGGAUAUUCAGAUAGAGGCCUUGCUGAUGAGAGCCUGCGAACCCAUCAUUCAGAACUUUUGCCACGAUGUGGCAGAUAACCAGAUUGACUCCGGGGACCUGAUGGAAUGUCUGAUCCAGAACAAGCACCAGAAGGACAUGAACGAGAAGUGUGCCAUUGGGGUCACUCACUUCCAGCUGGUACAGAUGAAAGAUUUCCGGUUCUCCUACAAGUUUAAGAUGGCCUGCAAGGAGGACGUGUUGAAACUUUGUCCCAACAUAAAAAAGAAGGUGGACGUGGUCAUCUGCCUGAGCACCACUGUGCGCAAUGACACUCUGCAGGAAGCCAAGGAGCAUAGAGUAUCCUUAAAGUGCCGAAGGCAGCUUCGGGUGGAGGAGCUGGAGAUGACAGAGGAUAUUCGCCUGGAACCGGACCUGUAUGAAGCCUGCAAGAGUGACAUCAAGAACUACUGUGCUACUGUUCAGUAUGGCAAUGCCCAGAUCAUUGAGUGCCUGAAAGAGAAUAAGAAGCAGCUGAGCACCCGUUGCCACCAGAAAGUUUUCAAGCUGCAGGAGACGGAGAUGAUGGACCCAGAACUCGACUACACACUCAUGAGGGUCUGCAAGCAAAUGAUAAAGAGAUUUUGUCCAGAGGCAGAUUCCAAAACCAUGUUGCAGUGCUUAAAGCAGAAUAAAAACAGCGAAUUGAUGGACCCUAAAUGUAAACAAAUGAUAACCAAGCGCCAAAUCACCCAAAACACAGAUUAUCGCUUAAACCCUGUGCUGAGGAAGGCCUGUAAAGCAGACAUCCCGAAAUUUUGUCACGGGAUCCUGACGAAGGCCAAGGAUGACUCGGAGCUGGAAGGCCAAGUCAUCUCCUGUCUGAAGCUGAGAUAUGCUGACCAGCGGCUCUCCUCAGACUGUGAAGACCAGAUCCGGAUUAUUAUCCAAGAGUCUGCUCUUGAUUAUCGGCUAGACCCUCAGCUCCAGCUGCACUGCUCAGAUGAGAUCUCCAGUCUCUGUGCGGAGGAGGCGGCAGCCCAGGAGCAGACGGGGCAGGUGGAGGAGUGCCUCAAAGUCAACCUGCUCAAAAUCAAAACAGAAAUAUGUAAAAAGGAGGUGCUGAACAUGCUGAAGGAGAGCAAAGCUGACAUCUUUGUGGACCCAGUGCUUCACACAGCCUGUGCCCUGGACAUCAAACACCACUGCGCUGCCAUCACCCCUGGCCGUGGCCGCCAAAUGUCUUGUCUCAUGGAGGCGCUGGAGGAUAAGCGGGUACGAUUACAGCCCGAGUGCAAGAAACGCCUCAAUGACCGCAUUGAAAUGUGGAGCUAUGCGGCCAAGGUGGCCCCCGCCGACGGUUUCUCUGACCUCGCCAUGCAAGUGAUGACGUCGCCCUCCAAGAACUACAUUCUGUCGGUCAUCAGCGGGAGCAUCUGCAUCCUGUUCUUGGUUGGGCUCAUGUGCGGACGCAUCACCAAGCGGGUGACACGCGAGCUCAAGGACAGGUAGAGCUGCCCUGGGCGCCCAAGGAGCGACCUGCCCAGCGCCCCGUGUGUACAGCCCUCCUGUAUAGUGUCCUCCCCACGCACCCCGUUCUCGAAGAAGUGCCACCAGCGCCCCAUUAGAACAGCAGGUACCCGCGUGCCGCCCUGACACCUGUCCAUGUGUCUGUGGCGGCCACCACCACCUGUACAGCUGCCACAUUGGCAAACUCGGGCCCGGUGCCCACAGCCGUGAGUUUCGUGCCGAUGGAGCCACCAGUACUUCCAAAGCCAACUCAUCUGACCUGCAACUGAAGCGAUUUUUUUUUUAAAAAGCAACCCCCCCAAAAAAGAAAAUUUUUAAAGAGAAGGGGGGAAUUGUAUAUAGUGACACAUCUCCAGGUGUGGCGUGGGCAGGGGAGCCUCUUCCGUGUGACUGGACCACAAAGGCAGGACUUCCAGGGGAGACUCACCUUCAGUGUGCUGUGACGGAAGUCGUGCUUGUUUCUCAGAAUCACCCAGGGACAGGAGGGCGUGGAUUUGACCAGCUCUGGGUCCUGUUUGCUUCCGCUCUACCAACGAGGCUUUCUGCGCCCCCUGUCUCCUCCAGCUGAGACCCCUCACCUCAGCGACGUCCCGCAUGCGCCUCUCCCAUCCACAUGGCCAGGGCCAGGAGGGUCAGAAGUAUGAGCUGCCCCUUUUUCGGGCCCAUAUGGGUCACACUCUGGUGGCCUCUGUGGGCACUGGCGCUAGGAGUUGGGAGCUGGCAAACACUGGGAGCAGGGGCAGAGACUGACUUCGGUGCAGGAGCUGGAGGAGCAGCUGUCUAGCCACUUGAGCAGGGUCAGAGCAGGAAGCUGUAAGGGUCUCUGGAUGCCCACUGGCCUUUCAUGGCCCGAAGCCGCCUUCCUGCUCAUCUCUGUACCUCUGUGCGGAAAACUAUUACAUUAAAGACAGAGGCGUCUC
Molecule: messenger RNA, 4567 nt
Organism: Suncus etruscus (white-toothed pygmy shrew)
Lineage: Eukaryota; Metazoa; Chordata; Mammalia; Eulipotyphla; Soricidae
Gene: GLG1
Product: golgi glycoprotein 1
Exons: 26
Coding region: 30-3629 (1199 amino acids)
Cellular component (GO): Golgi membrane
Molecular function (GO): fibroblast growth factor binding
Source: RefSeq, a predicted model, not a curated record